This is a messenger RNA of Eurytemora carolleeae, 1457 nucleotides long. RefSeq names its product amine oxidase [flavin-containing] B. Bases 186 to 1325 code for a protein of 379 amino acids. The transcript has a single exon. Lineage: Eukaryota; Metazoa; Arthropoda; Copepoda; Calanoida; Temoridae. The record is from RefSeq and is a predicted model, not a curated record. Gene Ontology annotation, molecular function: oxidoreductase activity.
GACAUGUCGCAUCGCAAUGGAAAGGAAGGUUCUAGUCAUAGAUUGUUCUAGUGAUUCAUUCUUCCUUAUCAAGCUCUAAACUUGGAUUUUCAACCAGUUACAACUAAAUAUCCAAGUGUGACACAUGGAACACAUGUCAACCGAAUUGUUGAUAUCUUUUAACCUAUUAAACUAAAAAUUGGUGGAUGAACGAUAGGUUGAAAAUCCUCCAACGUUUCUUUAAAUCCGCCAAACUGCCAGAAGAAAUUUCAAAAAUGUCAUCGGAGCUAGUUACAGAUGUUAUUAUAAUCGGAGCUGGGCUUACAGGAUUAUCCUUAGCCCGUGAGUUGACCGACAUGGGGAAGGAUAUUCUAGUGGUUGAAGCUAGAGACAGAAUCGGCGGCCGGAUACACACUUUUUCGACCAGUGACGGCGCCCCAGUAGAAAUGGGGGCGACAUGGUUCUUCCCCCACUUUAGAAACCUGUUCUCUGCCCUGAAGGAGUUAAACAUUGAUCUAAUGGAGCAGUAUAUGAAGGGAGGGACUAUGUACGAGUCUGAUUCUAAAACUCCUCCCAGAAAAGUUAAUUCUAGUGAUGAUGGGGACAUGUUUAGAAUAAAGGGAGGGACUAGCAACAUUGUAAACACACUCUACAGCAAGAUUGAUCCUAGCAGGGUUGUACUAUCUCAGGUUGUUACAAAUAUAAACCAAGUUGAAGGAGGGAUUGAAGUUGUAACCAAAGAUAAAACUUAUCGAGCCAAGAAGGUUGUAACAACCAUCCCACCUCAACUUCUGGCUCACAGUGUAUCCUUUCAACCUUCUCUACCAACUGGGGUUAUAAAUACUGCCAAGGAGACCCAAACCUGGAUGGGGGACUCCAUGAAGGGGGCGAUCACAUACUCAACUCCCUUCUGGAAGGAGAAGGGGCUUGCAGGGGCCCUUUAUAGCUCCUCCGGUCCGUUUCAGCAGAUGUACGACCAGACGAGCACAGACGGGACUAAGUUUGCUCUGGUUGGAUUUAUGCAUCCUAGCAUAGCAAGGUUCAGAGAAGAGGAGAGGAAAAGAAAGGUUGUAGAUCAACUUGUUCGAGUUUUUGGCGAGGAAUCCAGGAAUUUCCUGGAUUAUAAGGACACAUAUUGGUCCGAGGAAGAAUUCACAAUGCCUGUGAAUGCCGGGCGCCUGUACGCACAUAAGAAUAAUGGGCACAGUGUGUAUCAACAAGCAUAUUACGGGGGAAAUCUGUAUAUUGGGGGGACAGAAACCGCGAGCCAAGCGAGUGGAUACAUGGAAGGUGCGGUGAACAGUGCUAAAUUUCUUGCCAAGCAACUAAAAGACGAUUUUAAAUAAAUCAAGAAUUCUGUAUUCUACAUUGAUGUGACGUAUGUAUGUUAUACAUGAGCUUUCCUGCUUUCCUACUCUAUGUUUAAAUAUAACCAGUGAUUUGAUGUUUUUUUAUUAAAAAUAUAUAGAUAAAAUAUG